Manis javanica (Malayan pangolin) is the source of this 822-nucleotide messenger RNA. NCBI's taxonomy places the organism in Eukaryota, Metazoa, Chordata, Mammalia, Pholidota, Manidae. The record is from RefSeq and is a predicted model, not a curated record.
AUGACUGUACACUUGGGCAAGUCUGCAGGGAGAAUGCACAGCUAUGGGACACUAAAGCGAAGCUAUGUGCUCUUGCCAUUUCUGACCGGGACGCCGGGCCGGAGGGUCCAGCACUGGGGGCGGCGCGGGCAUGUUUCCGCCAGAACCCGCCGGGCGCUGACAGCGCCCCGUCACGCACUCCAGACCCACCAUCCAGAGAUCCCGCAGACCCUCGCGUCCCGCGAACCCCCGGCGCCUCCGGGACGCAGGUGGGAAGCUCUGCGCGCGUUCCGCCCCCUCGGACCUCCGGCGCCUGCCGACCCCCGCCCCGCCGGCCUGCCUCGGUCCCCCGGCCCCCGCGUCCUGCCGACCGCCCCCUACCGCGCGGCCGCACGUCCGUCCGCGGCCUCCCCCCGGCCGAUCUCCUCCCCGGGCCCCGGGCAGCACCGCUCGCGUCCGCCUCCGACCCCGCCGGGGCGCGCGGUCCCUCCGGCCCGGCUCCAGCGGGGCGGCGCCUCGCGGCGGGAGUGCCCGGGGCGCGGGGCGGGUAGCGCCAGGCCGAGCGCGGAGCCAAGGGCCGCGCCGGGACCCGGGCCGGGGCCGCCGCUGCUGCUCGCGUGGCCCCCGCCCGCCGCAGGCGACAGCGGCGAGAGCGAUGUGAGGCUGGUGUCCGAGCAGUUCCCGCAGUCCCCGCAGAAGCUGUCUUUCUACAGCUGCUUUGGCAGCGCCAGGCUCUUCCAAUUCUGCAUGCCCCCAGAUACCUUGCUGCUGCACUGCCUGUUCCAUGUGUCACUGGGAGGCAGCCCCAAGUGCCAACGUGGCAAUCACCAUGCCCACAUCUGA